This is a messenger RNA of Anoplopoma fimbria (sablefish), 1021 nucleotides long. It is a transcript of the gene org, whose product is annotated as oogenesis-related gene. The coding region runs from base 50 to 706 and encodes 218 amino acids. The record is from RefSeq and is a predicted model, not a curated record. NCBI's taxonomy places the organism in Eukaryota, Metazoa, Chordata, Actinopteri, Perciformes, Anoplopomatidae. The transcript is spliced from 6 exons.
ACCCGACACACCCUGCAGUCCUCCCCCAGCGUCUCUUCCUCACCCCAGCAUGACUUCUGAAGCCCACCGAGAAACCGAGGAGCUGGAGCAGCCGGAGAAAACCGAGGAGGUCGUUGUGAGGAGAGCCGGCAUGUUGCGCUCUCUCCUCUUCUGGCCCUUCGGUCUCAUGAUACGCACCUACCACGGGUUUUGGUGGGUGCUUGGCUUCCGGCGGCCUCAGGAGAAGGCCCUGGUCAGCCCCCCGGUCACCAGUCCCGCACGCCAGAGCCUCGCCGGGCGGAAGCGUCUGCACCGGGUCACCCGCAUGCUGCUGUCCGUCCUGCCCCGCUGGGUGCAGGCCGCCCUGGGCUACCCGGUGUCCUCCAGCAUCGGGUGCUCCCUCUCACCAGAAAUCAGAGUCUCUCCUACUAAACCGUGUGGGAAGGGCAGCAAGAGAAAGCAGGAUGAGCUGGACGAGGAUGAGGACGAGGAGAAUCAGACCUGGGUGGAGGCACUCAAUCAGGAGCUUGCUGACGACGAAGACCCCGAGGAAGAUCCCGACUAUGAGCCCAGUACCCUAGAGACUGAGAGCGAGAGUGACGAGUACCGCUCGCACAACAACACAGAAAGCGACGUUGAGGUUCAGGGGUGUAGUGUUGUCAUUGAAGAUGUGAACACGGGUAUUGAGUUGUCUGCUCCAUCUGAAGUCUCUUGCCCUGAUGUUUAAUGUUUCAUAUUGUCAAAAUGUUGUAGUAUUUCAGUGUUUUUCUAUGUUUAUAUAUUCAAUAAAAUUCGUCCUUUGCCAUGACACUGUUUUGGCCUCCCACUAGAUGGCAGUAACGGGUUUUCAAUUCUACAACUGAGCCACCAUGAGCAAUGAAUGUUGACAUAAUCAGUAUUUUGUAUAAGGUUUGUUGAAAUGCAGCUGGAGCUCACAAUUUUAUAACCUUUGUUCGUUUGCAGAUACUGUAGUUUUUAAAUUGCUUAGCUUGAUGCCUGUUUAUAGGUUGCUCUAAAAUGUAGGCGCUUAAAAAUAAAUGUU